This is a messenger RNA of Trypanosoma conorhini, 1284 nucleotides long. Its product is annotated as protein kinase. Lineage: Eukaryota; Euglenozoa; Kinetoplastea; Trypanosomatida; Trypanosomatidae. The record is from RefSeq and is a predicted model, not a curated record. The transcript has a single exon. Gene Ontology annotation, biological process: protein phosphorylation. Gene Ontology annotation, molecular function: ATP binding; protein kinase activity. Bases 1 to 1284 code for a protein of 427 amino acids.
AUGAGUGAGCAGCUGGAGAUCCCCGGGGAGUCGCGGAGGUGGGUGCUGCGGCGACACCGCAUCCUUGGCAAGGGGAGCUUUGGCUGCGCAACGCUCUACGAGGAGGUGGAUGCGCCGGGCAGCUUUGUCGUCGUGAAGGACAUAAACUUGCAGACAAUGAAGAAGGAGGACGAGAUGAAGGCGCUGGAGAUGGAGGUGGAAAUUCUCCGCCGCUCGCGUGGGCACCCAAACAUUGUCCACUUCCUCGACUACUACCACGACGGGGCGUUUAUGGUUUACAUUGUCAUGGAGUACUGCGCGGCGGGUGACCUGGCGCAGCUCGAGGAGCAAAUGCAGUACCGCAUGUCCCACCAACCCGAAAGCUUCGUCGCCUCCGUUCUCAUUCAGAUGCUCGCUGGUCUCUACUACCUGCACAUGGAUCAGCACACGCUGCACCGCGACAUCAAGCCGCACAAUGUGUUCCUCUGCAGCGACGGCGCCCUCCGCAUCGGCGACUUUGGUGUCUCGACUGUGCUUGACCAGUACGGCGCGCAGGCGAAGGCCGUCUGCGGCUCCCCGUUUUACAUGGCGCCGGAGCUCUGCGAGGAAAAGGCGUACGACAGCAAGGCAGACCUCUGGAGCCUUGGGGUGAUGAUGUAUGAGUUGAUGGUGCUGGAGCGGCCGUUCAACGCGGCGUCGGUCCCCGCCCUGAUGCGGCAAAUCACGCGCGGCGUCUUCAACCCAGUCCCGCGCGAGCUCCCCUACUCCGCCGCACUGGUGGAGCUGGUGGAGUCGUUUCUGCAAACCACCCCAACAGCCCGGCCUACGCUUCGACGCGCGCUACGGAGCCCCUACGUGCGGAGCCAUCUUGACUGCCUCCCGCGCAGCUGCCUCGCCUCGCCGCACUACGCGCGGCUCUUCGGGGAGGAGCUUCUGCAGGAACUUAUUCAGAGCCACGCGGCGACCGCCGACGCCACAGGCGGCGUGAGCGCGGCUAGCGGCUGCAGCGACGCCCACGCGGCCGGGCCCCGCGCAAGCGGGCAUACGAAUGAGUUAGAGCUCUGGCUGCAGACGAACGGGCGCGUCACCGACGCCCUCGCGGACGCAAAGCCGCCGCAACAGCACGCCGACGAACGGCAACCACAGAAUCCGUCGUCGCCCAGAGAAACUGCGAUGGAAGUGCGCCAUGGGGCCCCGGUCAGCGCGAAAUGCAACCCAGCCACGCGGCCUCAAGAGCAACCUGCGGAAGAUGAUGCGAGGGAGGACCUCUACGAAGACGACUUUGAGAGCGAGAGCGAUGAAUGA